Oncorhynchus gorbuscha (pink salmon) is the source of this 3015-nucleotide messenger RNA. RefSeq names its product solute carrier organic anion transporter family member 1C1-like. Gene Ontology annotation, cellular component: membrane. The transcript is spliced from 14 exons. Lineage: Eukaryota; Metazoa; Chordata; Actinopteri; Salmoniformes; Salmonidae. The record is from RefSeq and is a predicted model, not a curated record. The coding region runs from base 4 to 2190 and encodes 728 amino acids. Gene Ontology annotation, biological process: transmembrane transport; sodium-independent organic anion transport. Gene Ontology annotation, molecular function: protein binding.
CCAAUGAUGAAAGAUUACAACAGAGAAACUCCUUCACCUGAAGAAACCAUUAUCUUCCUUAGAAAGAUGGAGGUUCCAUCUAAGGCGAGGUGGACCCCAGACGACGUCUCCUCUACCCCAUCCUCUUCAGGGAUGCAGAGGUCCAGUUGCUCCAGUCUGAAGAUGUUCCUGGCUGCCCUGUCCUUUGCCUACUUCUCUAAGGCCUUGUCUGGGAGUUACAUGAAAAGUACGAUAACCCAGCUGGAGAGGAGAUUUGAUAUCCCAAGUUAUUUGACAGGUGUUAUCGACGGGAGCUUUGAAAUAGGUAACCUAUUGGUGAUAGCCUUUGUGAGUUAUUUUGGUGCCAAGCUUCACCGACCUAAGAUCAUAGCGAUCGGAUGUGUCCUGAUGUCAUGUGGGACGUUCCUCAUCGCCAUGCCUCAUUUUAUUUUAGGACGCUAUAAGUUCCAAUCGACAGUUAGAGCGUCCAUGAAUUCAACCACUACCUUCGGUCCGUGUCCAGCAAGCUCAGCUGAGUCCACACAGGCAGGUGACAAGGCCUCUAUACUGCCGUCUGUAGGCUGUGAGCAAGAGUCCAGUGUGUCUAUGUGGAUCUAUGUGUUCCUGGGUAAUGUGUUAAGAGGGAUAGGAGAGACGCCUGUACAUCCGCUGGGAAUCUCCUAUAUAGACGACUACGCCAGGCCUGAGAAUGCAGCCCUUUACAUUAGCUGUGUCCAGACCAUAUCAAUCAUAGGUCCCAUCUUUGGCUACUUACUAGGAUCCUUGUGUGCCAAGAUAUACGUUGACAUAGGAUACGUGAACAUGGAGACUAUCACCAUCACCCCAGGCGAUGCCCGCUGGGUGGGGGCGUGGUGGCUGGGGUACCUCAUAGCCGGGGCUAUCACCCUGAUGUCUGCUGUACCCUUCUGGUUCCUGCCCAAGUCGCUGCCUAUUCCCGUGGAUAAGCAACUUAAUGCCAACUUCACCCCUGAACAGACCAGGUUCAUCAAGGACUCUCCCUCAGCCAUGGAACAUAAGUUUAGACCAGAGGAACCGGCCAACUUCCACCAAAUGGCUAAAGAAUUUGUUCCAACAUUGAAGAGCCUACUGGGAAGUCCAGUCUAUAUAACCUACCUCUGCGUGACUAUUAUUCAAUUCAACUCUCUCAUCGGCAUGGUAACCUACAAGCCCAAAUACAUUGAGCAACAUUACGGAAAGUCAGCAUCAAAAGCCAACUUCCUAAUGGGCAUGGUCAACAUCCCUGCAGUGGCUCUGGGGAUGUUCUCAGGGGGGGUGGUCAUGAACAAGUUCAAGCUGGGCGUCAUGGGAGCUGCUAAGUUCGCCUUCGGGACCUCCCUGCUGGGGUACUUCCUGUCCCUCUUCUUCUUCGCCAUGGGCUGUGACAAUGCCAAGGUGGCUGGGAUAACCAUGUCAUACACAGGGGUGGAGGGUCUGUCGUACCAGCAGCCAUCUCUGUUCUCUGAGUGUAACUCCGGUUGCCUGUGCUCCGGGAGUGACUGGGACCCUGUCUGUGGAGAGAACGGGAUCACUUAUGUGUCCCCCUGUUUGGCUGGCUGUACAUCCUCUACCGGAGCGGGCAAAAACACGGUGUUUAACCAGUGCAGGUGUGUGGCGGUGACAGGGGCAGGUUCUCAGCCCAGUAACCUGACUGCCUCCCUGGGUCACUGUCCAAUCAGAGACAGCUGUGACACAAUGUUCCCCUACUUCCUCUUCUUGUCUGUCAUCACUUCCUUCAUCAUCUCUCUGGGGGGAACGCCAGGCUUCAUGCUUCUCAUCAGGUGCAUUAAGCCUGAGUUUAAAUCCCUGGCUCUUGGAGUCCACACGUUGGCCACCCGGACCCUGGCUGGCAUCCCUGCACCUAUCUACUUCGGAGCCGUCAUAGACACUACCUGUUUAAAGUGGGGAAACACAACAUGUGGAAGAAGAGGAGCAUGUAGAAUCUACAACACAACAGCCUACAGGGUAGUUUACCUGGGUCUGACUAUGGGCCUGAGGACUGUCUCUUUCUUCCUGUGUAUACUGGGCUUCGCUCUACUCAGGAGGCACGUCAAGCAGGAAGAGAAAUUGACCAAUGGGAAUGUAGAGAUGGAGUUUGAGUCUCUCAGGAAAGAGGAAAGCAACAACUCUAUCCACUCUGACCAGUUUGUAAGAGCGCUGGACUGUAACCCUGACAGGGAGACUCGGCUUUGAUGGUCCUCAAUAGCUCAACAUGGCUCGACUCCAAGACGGGAUGAAACAGGUGUCGGUGUAGCGACUUUUGCCUACAUAAAGCCAGUUGUGAUCUCCCCCAAGUGGGUUAACCCUGUUGGAGUAGACUGUGUUUAGCAAGUUAGCCAACAGUCUGAGAAGCCCAUGUUUUCCCUGUCGCCGUUCAGUUCACUACAACGGUAAUCAUUUUUGACAGUACCAGUGUUCAUUAUUUUUGGGGUGAAUAUUCAGCAAAUAUAUUGUGAAAGGUGUCAGUACCCUGCGCUGGUACUCAAUACCAUUGUGUACCUGCUCCACUGACCCAAUACAUGCCAUCUCCUUUUCCGGUAUUUUUCCACCCUGAAUACAAGUGAUUUAGCGAGGAGAGACGAGCAUCAAGUAUAUUUGUACUGUAAUCCUGUAGAUGAUGUGAAAAUGUUUUUUUUUGUUUAUACAGUACCUAGUGAAAGUAUACACACCCCUUGCAGAGUAUUCACAUUUUGCUACAUUACAUGUUUUAUCUAAAAAGGGAUUACAUUAGAUAUUUUUCCUUCAGAUCUAUACAACUCCAUAUUUUCAAAAAAGUGAACGCAAGUUAAACUGAGUUAAAGUUCAUAUGAGGAAAUUUAAAUGAAUUAGACACUAAUCUAUGGAUUUCACAUGACUGUGAAUACAUAACUGAAUCUGUUGGUCACAGAUACAUUUAAAAAGGGUAGGGGGGUCAGAAAAACAGUAUCUGGUGUGACCACCAUUUGCCUCUAGACACAUCUCCUUCGCAUAUAGUUAAUCAUUCCCACUCCUCUUCAAUGGCUGUGCGACUUUCCUGGA